UACUACGACGUAUUUCUUUUUUAACAUAAGAUGCAUAUAUAAGUUGGUUUUCACAGAUAUCAUCAAAACCUGCGGACAGAACCUGAUAAACGUCAGUGCCGCUUCUCUUGAUUUCUAUACAGAUAAUCUCCAUACAGAUUGCCAUUGUUCGUUGAAAGGUAGUCGGAAUGGACACAUUCAAUUUCAACUCCUGUCGGUUCCAAACCAGGAGAAUUGUUUUAGCGAAAUUAAUAUUCGAACUGCACCCAUUUUGGGAGGAUCACUCAAUUAUUAUAACUGUGAAUUGACGAGUGGAAAAAUAAACGUACAGGGGGAUAGUGACGUCAUGUUGAUAUGGUUUUCGCAUUCCCGUAACAGUACACCAGUCAAGAAUAGAUUUUUCUACUGGCUUAAUAUCUCAAGUAUCGACACACCAUUCCUUCUGAUUGGGAUUCUUUGCGGAACAUUUCUCCUUGUUUCUGUGGCGAUUGUUAUUGUUAUUGUCGUCCUACGUCGCCGAAGGGCCAGACGGACCACCAUACACACAACACAGGGAACGGCUCAGUCAAACGAUGCAGAAAAGACUAAUAAUCCUGAAGCAACAGAAGACGAAACAGGAGAGGAAACGGGGCUAAAAGAAAACUCUUUGUAUCAAUCCGCAGAUAACUCUCAUUAUACAUACAUUGACUGUAACGACAUCACUAGAGGUGAUAACACUGUUGCCAGUGUGUAUGAAUAAAUCUAUGUUGUGUAUUAUAUAUAUGUAUUUACUGUGAAAGGAUUAACAAAAAUCAUGCCAUUUAUUGAUGUUAGCGAGGCAGUAGAAGUACUCUACAUUGUGUAGAGCAAACUUCAAUCACUAAUGAUGCCUUCUCCCAAUGGCCUUGAACUUCCUAGAAUAUGUGAGGAUUGUGAUCCGGCAAAAUAUUAUGAAAAAAUUUGUUUUCUACUUCAAGAAUCAGCUUUAGGGAAAUAUCGCACAAAAACAUUAGUACCAAACAAGGAAGAGCAUGUUAUGAAUGAUCACACGACAGAUGCAGGAUUAGUGACGUACGUCGACAUACAGACAGAGAUAUCGGGAGGUCACCUGAAUGACUCAGGUGACCUAGAACAUACCAAUAAAGGUCACCAAAACGCGUCAAAAAGCAGAAAACCGUGACCUCAGCCUGGUCUUUGCUUAGAUUGCCCGCAUAUGCUUCUGCGAUAAACAUAUUAAAUAGAUCAAGUGGCCUUAUCAUUCACACUUUCAUGCGGUGGUUGUGAAUCACUGGCGAAAGGUCGGCGAGUUACACAGCAUGCACUCAUAGCAUGUUAUGAAUGAUCACACGACAAAUCUUUGAAACAUUAUAACUAUAUAUCAAGUACAUUAAGAAUACAUGGUAUGUCAGGAAUUAUAUAAAAUACUAACAAGUACUUGCCCAUCUUAAAAUAUUCUCUUUUUCUUUUGCAAUUACAUCAAAUUGCACAAUGUGGAUAGGUCAGCUUAUCAUUAGUUUAUAUUGCAAGUUGGUGAGUGUUUUGAUUCGCCUUGAUGAUGGACUUCCUUAAAACUGCUAGAUGUCGUUUGUAGGUGAUGACUUAUUGCUAAGAAGGAAAAUGAA
This is a messenger RNA of Ostrea edulis (European flat oyster), 1580 nucleotides long. RefSeq lists its product as uncharacterized. The transcript has 3 exons. The record is from RefSeq and is a predicted model, not a curated record. NCBI's taxonomy places the organism in Eukaryota, Metazoa, Mollusca, Bivalvia, Ostreida, Ostreidae. The coding region runs from base 326 to 718 and encodes 130 amino acids.